Messenger RNA from Lathyrus sativus (Indian pea), 1926 nucleotides. The record is from the annotation of a GenBank genome assembly. Lineage: Eukaryota; Viridiplantae; Streptophyta; Magnoliopsida; Fabales; Fabaceae.
AUGUGGCAUUUACUAACUUCUUCUGUUAGACUUCUUUUAACAAUUAUGCAAUAUUUCAUCCAUAAAGAUUUUCAUGAAGCAGUGGCCAAAAUGUCUAUCUUUGAUGCUUUUCUCUUCUUGAUUAUACACUCCAUUGACAAGAUGGUAGCAUGGCAUCGUUUUCCUGUUCUAUUGGGACUGCUUUAUCUGGCCAUUAGGAGACAUCUUCACCAAAAGUACAAUCUCUUGAACGUAGGAACAACUGAAGGAAUUAGGUCAAACCCUUCUGAUUAUCCAUAUAGAACACUUGAUGGAAGAUAUAAUGAUCCUCUUAAUGAUAUUGCUGGAAGUCGAGGAUCUUUCUUUGGUAGAAACGUUCAUCCUGUGGAUCAGAAGAAUAAGUUGUUGAAGCCAGAUCCAAUGGUUGUGGUGACAAAACUUAUGGAGAGGAAAACAUUCAAAGACACUGGAAAACAAUUCAAUGUGUUAGCAGCAGCUUGGAUUCAGUUUAUGAUACAUGAUUGGAUUGAUCAUUUGGAGGACACUCAACAGAUUGAACUCACUGCAUCAUCUGAAGUUGCAAACCAAUGCCCUCUAAAAUCUUUUAAGUUCUUAAAAACAAAGGAGAUUCUCACAGGCUCCUGUGAUAUUAAGACUGGAUGUGCCAAUAUACGCACACCUUGGUGGGAUGGAAGUGUGAUAUAUGGAAACACUGAUAAAGUUUUUAGACAAGUGAGGACUUUUGAAGAUGGAAAGUUAAAAAUAUCAAAGGAAGGUACUCUUCUACAUAAUGAAGAUGGAGUAGCAAUAUCGGGUGAUGUUCGCAAUAGUUGGGCUGGUGUUUCAGUUUUGCAGAGUCUUUUUAUUCGAGAACACAAUGCUGUUUGUGAUGCUCUCAAGAAAGAAUACCCAGAAUUAGAAGAUGAAGAUCUUUACCGCUAUGCUAGAUUGGUGAUAUCGGCUGUGAUUGCGAAGAUUCAUACCAUAGAUUGGACUGUCGAGCUUCUUAAAACUGACACCUUACUUGCAGGCAUGCGGGGAAAUUGGUAUGGAUUAUUGGGAAAGUCAUUCAAGGAUAAAUUUGGCCACGUUGGAAACUACUUCUUGAGUGGAAUGGCUGGAAUGAAAAAAUCAAAAAACCAUGGUGUUCCUUACUCUUUCACUGAAGAAUUUGUUGCUGUCUACAGAAUGCAUGCACUCCUACCUAAUUCUCUGCAACUGAGAGACAUAUCUGCCACUCCUGGACAUAACAAAUCUCCUCCAUUAACCAAAGAGAUUCAUAUGAAUGAUCUCAUUGGACUACCAGGAGAAAAGACUUUAUCAGAGAUAGGAAUUGCAAGAACAUUAGUAUCAAUGGGUCACCAGGCUUCCGGAGCCUUAGAGCUUUGGAACUAUCCAUCAUGGCUUAGAGACCUAAUACCACAUAACAUGGAUGGAACGGAAAGAUCAGAUCAUGUGGACUUAGCUGCUCUUGAAAUUUACAGGGAUAGAGAGAGGCGAGUAGCCAGAUAUAACCAAUUCAGGAGAGCAUUGUUGUUAAUACCUAUUUCAAAAUGGGAAGAUUUGACGGAUGAUAAGGAAGUAAUUGAAGCAUUGGAAGAGGUAUAUGGAACUGAUGUUGAGGAGCUAGAUACACAAGUAGGUCUCAUGGCAGAGAAAAAGAUAAAGGGUUUUGCAAUUAGUGAGACGGCUUUUAUAAUAUUUCUUAUCAUGGCAACUAGGAGGAUAGAAGGCGAUCGGUUUUUCACAAGCAACUACAAUGAGGAGACCUACACUAGAAGGGGAUUGGAAUGGGUUAACACAACGGAAAGUUUGAAAGAUGUUAUUGAUCGUCAUUAUCCUGAAAUGACAAACAAAUGGUUGAACGCUUCAAGUGCUUUUUCUGUUUGGGACGCGCCUCCAAACAAACAUAAUCCUAUUCCACUUUUCAUUCGUGUCCCUAAUUAA